ACACAUAAACCCUAUUUCAAGAAAACUACAAUCUUCCUUCCUAGUAAAGUGAAAACCAAUUAAUUAAGCCUCCAUACAUACAGUUAGUCACAUGAAAGAGCAGCCUUCAAAAUUUCAGCUCACCAAAUUAAAACCGCUAUAAUAAGCACAUAGACUCAUGCACGCCAACUCUACCAUAUAACUCACACCAUGCCCAUGCACUCUCACAACAUUAUGACCAUAAUCAACCCUCAAAACAUGCCUAUUAUUUCUUCCUCCAAUUCUUCCGGCACCGAACCUUCCCGAGGCGGCGGUGGUGGCAGUGGCGGCGUAUUUUUCUUUCCCGAGGUUCAGAUGCUGGAAUUGGCCCUCGCGGUCACGGUUUUCGUGACAAUACAUGCCCUGCGUCAAGGGAAGAAACAUGGGUUAGCUUAUUGGCCAAUUGUGGGGAUGUUACCUUCUUUGAUUCUUGGGCUCCAGGAGGACAUGUAUGAGUGGAUUUCUGGGGUUCUUUGCCGCAUGAAUGGGACGUUCACCUUCAGAGGGCCAUGGUUCACUAAUCUCAACUGUGUGGUCACUUCUGAUCCAAGAAACCUGGAGUAUCUUCUCAAGACAAGAUUCUCAAACUUCCCGAAAGGGGAGUAUUUUCGCAGCACGGUCCAGGAUCUUCUGGGGGAUGGGAUUUUCAGCGCAGAUGAUGAGAUUUGGCAGAGCCAGAGGAAACCAGCCAGCCUUGAAUUCCAUUCUGCCAAAUUUAGAAACCUCACUACUAAUUCCCUCCUCGAGCUCGUCCACUCGAGGCUUUUGCCUGUAAUGGAGGACUGUAUCGAGCAAUCCGUGCCCCUCGAUCUGCAGGACGUUCUCCUCCGCCUCACAUUCGACAACGUCUGCAUCAUUGCCUUUGGAGUCGACCCGGGGUGCCUCCGCCCCGGGUUGCCAGAGAUCCCAUUCGCGCAGGCCUUCGAGGCUGCAACAGAGGCAACUAUCACUCGAUUUGUCCUCCCCACGUUUAUAUGGAGGAGCAUGAGGGCUCUCGGGGUGGGGACAGAACGGGGGCUGAAGCAGUCUUUGAAAAAGGUGGACGAGUUUGCAGACGAAGUGAUCAGGACGAGGAAGAAGGAGCUGUCCCUGGCAUCAGACGGCAGCAAACAGAGAUCAGAUCUGCUAACUGUGUUCAUGGGACUGAGAGGUGAAGAUGGGAGGCCAUUUUCGGAUAAGUUCUUGCGGGACAUUUGUGUGAACUUCAUAUUGGCUGGGAGAGACACUUCAUCUGUGGCACUAAGCUGGUUUUUCUGGCUCCUGAAUCGAAAACCCGAGGUGGAGGAGAGAAUCCUGGGUGAAAUCUGUCAGGUUUUGAACUCCAGGGAGAAUGGUGGUAGUACCAACACAGAGAAUCAGGACACAUUGAUAUUCAAGCCAGAAGAGAUCAAGAAAAUGGACUAUCUACAGGCUGCUCUUUCAGAGGCUCUCAGACUCUACCCUUCAGUUCCUGUUGAUCACAAGGAGGUUCUUGAAGAUGAUGUUUUCCCAGACGGCACAGUGCUAAAGAAGGGAACCAAAGUGAUCUACGCAAUCUACGCAAUGGGGAGAAUGGAGGGCCUGUGGGGAAAAGAUUGCAGAGAGUUCAAACCAGAGAGAUGGCUAAGAGAUGGAAGGUUCAUGAGUGAGUCUGCUUACAAGUUCACCGCCUUCAAUGGCGGCCCAAGGCUCUGCUUAGGCAAAGAUUUCGCAUAUUACCAGAUGAAAUUCGCAGCUGCAUCUAUACUGUACCGCUACCAUGUGAAGGUGGUUGAGAAUCAUCCAGUCAAGCCAAAAAUGGCUCUCACACUCUACAUGAAAUAUGGGUUGAAGGUGACUCUUUCCAGGCGCGAUCCUCCUCAUCUUCAUCACUAUCUGAACAACAAUGAGUAAGAACCUGUGGGUUAUUAUUCAACAAUAUUAUACUUCUUAAUUGUUGUUUUUUUUUGGGUGGUAAGUAAGAUAUAUAGACUGGGAAACUGGGUUGUUCAAGAAUGGGAGACUGCUAUUAAGAAUGGACUUUGCUUCUUUCAAUUUCUGUAUAUUUAUUUUUCAGAAAC
Messenger RNA from Ipomoea nil (Japanese morning glory), 2057 nucleotides. Its product is annotated as cytochrome P450 86B1-like. The coding region runs from base 190 to 1890 and encodes 566 amino acids. Lineage: Eukaryota; Viridiplantae; Streptophyta; Magnoliopsida; Solanales; Convolvulaceae. The transcript is spliced from 2 exons. Gene Ontology annotation, molecular function: iron ion binding; monooxygenase activity; oxidoreductase activity, acting on paired donors, with incorporation or reduction of molecular oxygen. The record is from RefSeq and is a predicted model, not a curated record.